Ambispora leptoticha is the source of this 321-nucleotide messenger RNA. NCBI's taxonomy places the organism in Eukaryota, Fungi, Glomeromycota, Glomeromycetes, Archaeosporales, Ambisporaceae. The record is from the annotation of a GenBank genome assembly.
AUGCCUUCCCCAAAUACUACUGUCAUUCCUGCCGCUUCUCCAAACUCAACCAACAAAAUGACGGAAUAUGAAGUUAUCGUUUUCCCUGAUUCUGCUACCAACACUACUGUUACUACUAGUAAUGAUGAUAACCCUCUUCCAUCCCAACAAACUCCUCGAGCUAAAACUAAACAUAUCACUUAUAAUGGUCAAUCUGGACAAAUGUUUUGGAUUCCUGAAGGUUAUCGUCCGCUCUUAGUUCGUACCGCGGAUCUUCCAUUGUUGGUUGGUGCAGAAUUCCCACUAUCGCCUGGAUUAUCUUCUGAUGAAGAAUCAAACUAA